GAGAAGAGGAUAUCUGAAUGGGUUGCCAACUUGACUGUGGGAGAAGAGGAAGAGGUAAGUAUGUAUAUCCCGGAGGAUCAGCAAGAAGCUGCCACGAAGGCUUGGGAUGCAGAGAAAAACCCUCUUAAGCGUCAAGCGUUGGAAGACGAGAAGAGGAUGGAAUGGAAAUUAGCGGUGAUGAGGGAGAAGAAGAGGAGAAUUGACAAGGCAACGGAGGCGGCAGAGGCCUUAGAGGAAGUGAAGAAGAUAGAGGCACAAUUAGCCGCCCAGCCCGAUCUCCCGAAUCAGAUGCGAAUCAUAGCUCGGAGCGUCGCAUGCCUGGCACGGGUUCAGCUGGUAGGCGUCGUUGGAGCCGAGGUGGGUCACCGCCUCGACAAGACUGAGCGGUUUUGCGCUGGCGCCAUUGAAGGCAUCAAGGCGGCAGAUCCCAAGGAGGAGGAAUCACGUCCUCCUCGCCGGGAGCCUGUCAAAGUCAAGUUCCCUAAUUCCUACAGUGGGAAGAGGGAGGAAAACUUUGACAAUUGGGAGGCCAACGUUAAGACCUAUGUGCACUUGCAACAGGUCUCCGCAGAUCAGCAAGUCCUAAUUGCUAUCCACGCGCUGAAAGAUGAGGCCGCCAGUUUUGCAAGGUCCCUAGUUCGCGCUGCCAACUGUAGUGAUGAUCUCGUUGCAUACUCCUCAUUUACGUCCCUCACCGAAUUCCUGAAGUUGUUGCGCGAGCGAUUUGCUGAUGUCACUCGCAGUGUCAAGGCAUCAGACAAGCUCCAAACCAUCCAUUCUCGUAAAUGGAAGAGUGYCAGGGCACUCAAGGGUACAAUGGAUGAGUUGGUGGCCGUCCCUGACCAUGGGGUCACAGAGGGCCARUUGGUCAACCUCUUUUACCGGGUUAUGCCUGAAGCCUUUCGAGGGCAGUUCUUCGCGAAGAGCGAAGACCCUGCCACCACUUACGAUUCCCUUAGUCGUGAGGUGGUGGCUUUUGAAGCGAAGUCAGUAUCCCUGUCCACCUUUUGGCAUAAGGAUUUGGACAAGGGAAAGCAAUGGAAAGACCGCACUAUUUCAGGGCAGGUAAAGACCAAGGAUAGCCUUGUCCUGACUUUAGAUGAGGGUAGUGUGGAUGAGAUUCCCUACGAUCAGAUUGAGUGGGGGCUAGAGGAGGAGGAGAGCGGUGUGGGCCAGGGGAGAUCCUACGCUGCUGUCGCGGCUGGAGGGAGGCCGCAAGGAGGAAGAGGCCAGGGCCAAGGGGGCCGGGCCUCAGGGAGCCGGUUUCAGGGCGAUCAGGGGGUUGGCGACAGAGGAGGAAACCGCCAAGCGGGAGGCAGGGGUCAAGGUCCCUCGCAAAACCAUCCUAGGAAUAGGUCUCCCUAUAGAGUAGGAGGAUGGCACCCAGGGCUACCGCAGGGCGUGGCCGAAGAGUUGAAGGAGAGGAUGCCCGCCUGGUCCAAGAUGAAGAAGGAGCAAAAAGGGCAGCUCAUUUUACUAGAUACAGAGAUCUUUAGAAGUAGAGUAGGGGCCCUAGUAGAUUCAGGGGCCACCCGCAGGUAUAUCAGUAAGAAAGCGCUGCAGAAGUUGAAGCUGGGACUUAAGGUCCAAAAGCUAGCAGACCCCAUAGUUAGUAUCCUCGCCGACAACCGCACUAUGGUUGUAGAGGAUUACGUAGAGGGAGUCCAGGCAUAUUUCCGACUAGAGAAGGAUGGGAAAGUGGAGAAGGUCCUCCACUCCCUGACUCUCCUCGUAGAAGACAGCCUCCCAUUUGAUAUUGUUCUGGGGAUGGAUUGGGGAGAGGCAGCAGGGGCCACGCUCCAUCUGAAGGAGCACGAGUGUAGGCUCCCUAGUUCUUCGGGCGAGGCCAGGACUGCCCGCCUGUUUCAUGUGUCAGGAGUAGAGAAUUCCUUGGCACAUUGCUGCCUUAGUGCCCCCGCGUUCGCUAGAUUGGUGAAGAAGGAGGGAUUGGAGGAACAGGUCUUUGUCUUCUAUGUUAGGCCGAUCACUGAGCCUACGGAAGAAAAGUCGAUGGACCCUGCGAUUGCCAAGCUGCUGGAAGAGUUUAAGGAUUUGAUUGAGCCGCCGACAGGCACAGUGCCGCGGCCCAUCCAACACCAUAUUGAGAUAGAGCCUGGCAGUAGAACUCCUAAGGGUGCGGUGUAUAGGAUGUCCCCGCGGGAGUUAGCGGAGUUGCGGAAACAGUUGGACGAGCUCCUUGAAAAGGGUUGGAUUAGGCCCAGUACGUCUCCUUUUGGAGCCCCUGUUCUCUUUGUACCUAAGAAAGAGGGAGAGCUAAGGAUGUGUAUAGACUAUAGGGGUCUGAAUGCCAUUACAGUGAAGAAUGCUGAGCCACUGCCUAGGAUAAACGAUCUCUUAGAUCGAAUGCAGGGGGGAAAGUAUUUCUCCAAGAUAGAUUUGAAGUCCGGAUAUCAUCAGAUAGAGGUACAUCCUGAUGAUCAGUACAAGACGGCCUUCCGGACUAGAUAUGGGCACUACGAGUUCAUAGUGAUGCCCUUUGGACUAACCAAUGCGCCAGCUACGUUCCAGCGCUGUAGGAACGAUUUGUUUAGGCCGUGGUUAGACAGGUUUGUUGUAGUUUAUCCAGAUGAUAUUCUAAUGUUUAGCAGGACCCUCGAAGAGCAUCAGGGUCAUCUAAGGCAGGUCUUGGAGAAGUUGAGGGAAGCUAACUUCAAGAUCAAUGCAAAGAAGUGUGAUUGGGCAAAGACCCAAGUUCUGUACCUAGGCCACGUCUUAGACGGAGACGGCGUUAAGCCAGAAGAUAACAAGAUUGCAGCGAUUAGAGAUUGGUCCACGCCACGUAUGCUGACAGAGUUGCGCUCGUUCCUGGGCCUAGCUAACUACUAUAGGAAGUUCGUGAGGAACUUCUCCACCAUCGUUGUGCCCCUUCGCAGAUUGCUGAGAAAAGAGACAAUUUGGAAGUGGGAUAAGGACUGCACGUCUGCCAUGAAGAAGUUAAAGCAGGCAUUAAUAGAGUAUCCCGUCCUUGAAGUCGCCAAUCCGUCCUUGCCUUUUGUCGUUACUACGGAUGCUAACCAGUACGGCAUAGGCGCAGUGUUACAGCAAGACGAUGGCAAUGGCUAUAGACCCGUAGAGUUCAUGUCCGCCAGGAUGCCUUCAGAGAAGGUCGCGACAUCUACCUAYGAGAGGGAACUCUACGCUCUCAGGCAAGCGUUAGACCACUGGAAGCACUACUUGCUUGRGAGGCACUUCAAAGUCUAUUCUGACCAUGAAACAUUACGAUGGUUAAAGACGCAGGCCAAGAUGACACCUAAGCUUACUAGGUGGGCCGCAGAGAUAGAUCAGUACGACUUUGAGCUCAAGCCUGUCAAAGGGAAGUACAACGUAGUCGCGGAUGCUCUGGGUAGAAGAUCUGAUUACUUUGGGGCAAUAGUACAUUACCUCGAUAUAGGGAAGGACCUGCAGCAGAGAGUUAGAGAAGCUUACGAGCACGACCCUAUCUAUAGUGAGCUCCUUAAGAAAGUCAAGGAGGCCCGAGAGACUGAACCGAAUUACCGCACUACCGAAGGGUUGCUUUUUGAGAAGACUAAUGUGUCUGACCGCUUGUGCAUCCUCAAUAGCGAAGACUUUCGUAGUCUGAUUUUGGGCGAAUGCCAUGACACGGAGGGUCACUUUGGUUGGCAAAAGACUUUAGCCAAUCUUAUGCGUGCGUAUACCUGGCCAGGGAUGAAGAAUGACUGCGUAGAGUAUGUUCGCAGUUGCAAAGUCUGUCAGCGUAAUAAGAGUUCUGCGCGCGCCCCGCUAGGUCUUCUCAGACCCUUGCCCAUUCCGGAUCAGCCGGGAGACUCAGUGUCAAUAGAUUUCAUGGACACUCAAGUCAAGAGCAGGCAUGGCAAGAGCCAAGUCAUGGUCAUAGUUGACCGCUUUAGCAAGUACGCAGUUUUUGUUCCCUUGCCUUCAGAGGUGCGUACUGAUUUAGUCAUACAGAGGUUCUUUGACUGUUGGGUUAGUGAGAACGGAAUCCCGCUGUCAAUAGUUAGCGAUAGAGAUAGUCAUUUUACCAGCCAAAACUGGCAAGAACUCAUGGGAGUAUAUGGGUCUAAGUUGUUGAUGUCGUCCGGCCGUCAUCCAGAGACUAACGGUCAGACGGAGCAAAUGAACAAGAUCCUACAGCAAGUUCUGCGCAUGUAUAUUAGGCCGGAUCAGAUUAACUGGGAUGAGAUGUUGCCCAAAGUAGCUAGUGCGUACAACAAUAGCGUGCAUCUGUCUACAUGUCGCACUCCCAACGAACUGCACAAGUCCUUUAGACCGCGUAGACCGUUUGAGGGACUCAACCGGGAUCAGAUUCACAGAUUGCCGCCUGGGACCAGGGAGUUUGCUGUACAGCACGGAAAAGAACUAGCUACUGUCGUAGAAAACCUCAGGAAAGCCCAGCAUAGGAUGAUAGAGCAAGCGAACAAACAUCGUCACCCUUCACAGUUUCAAGUAGGCAACUUAGUCUGGGUUAGUUCUAAAGAGUUUGCACCUGAGGAGAACAUCUUGCAGAAGUUACUGCCCACGUAUAGAGGGCCGUGGCCUGUCCUGGAAGUCAAGGGCGGCGAAGAUGGACCGUCCUAUACAAUAGAACUCCCAGCACACCUCCACACGUACCCAGUUUUCCACGCAUCGAAGUUGCUACCUUGUCAGACAAGUGACCAGUUUCCAUCUCGUAGAUCGAUGAUCCCACCGGAUAUGGAUGGAAGAUAUGACCUAGAUGGUAUAGUGGCUGAGGAUGUCUUCAGAACUGGAGGUAGAGGUCGUCCGCAGAAACAAUACAAGGUUCAUUUUAGCUAUCAGGAACCGGAAGACGACCGNGACAGUCUGUAGAGUUUUCCAUCUGGUGUGGGUGAGUGAUAGUCUACUUUGAUUAAGGUUAAGGUAG
Chara braunii is the source of this 4882-nucleotide messenger RNA. The record is from the annotation of a GenBank genome assembly. NCBI's taxonomy places the organism in Eukaryota, Viridiplantae, Streptophyta, Charophyceae, Charales, Characeae.